AUGGAAGACAUCAUGGCUCAGCCCUUCAUCUUCUAUGAAUCAGACGCCAGCCCCGAGAGGCAGCAACGGCAGCACAUCUUCAACCCUUUUCCCUACCAGAUGAACAUGCUCCCCGUUGUGCCGCCGGUGCCGUCGACGCCCAUCUACUCCAGACGCAACUCGGGCUGCCUCCAGUCACCCAUGCAGCACAAGCCGUUCCUCAACCUCGACAGCAUUACCAGCAUGCCUGUCCCUCAGGUGCUCACGCCAAUGGCCUCUCCUCAGCCCAUUUCCCACGCCAGACCCGCCAUCAAGCUGCAAACCGAGAUGGGCGACUACUGCGGCAUGCCGCCAAGCCCUCCGCUGACGCGUUCCAACAGCGCUGCCAGCAGCCCGCGCAGCUGUGACUUGCUCCAGACUCCGUGCAACCCCAUGGUGUCGGGAAUGGACGGCCUCGAGCUCAAGCCUGCUGGUCACGAAAUGAAGCCUUAUUCUCCUCCUCUUACACCUGUGUACCUUCCCGACCAGGCCCGCAUCCAGGUGCCCAUGCUCCCCUCCAAUGACCUGAGCCUCAACACGCCAACCCCCACCGCCAGCGGCCUUCUUACUCCUACUCCCACCUACACCACGCUGCUCUCGCCUGCCGCGUCGCCGCUCGUGCAGCCGGCCUCCAUCUUCCCGGUCCCCGUCGACGGCGUCUGUGAUCCGCGCGAGCUUACCGUGGGCACUGUCAAUUCCACCCUUGCUCCCGAGUACUUCCCCACCAUUUACUCCCCCGACGAGGAGGACCGCGACUACUUCUCCCAAGGCAUUGCCCCGCAGAGACUCGCUACCCCCUUCGACUACUCGUUCAACCCCCAGCUCACUGCUGGCCUUCCUGUCUUUGACAUCCUCUCCGUCCUGACUGACAUUGACUCGGAGGACGAGUCUCCCUUCACCAGCGGCUCUUGCUCCCUGGUCGAGAGCUCCCCCAGCGUUAGCAGCCGCUCGCGCUCCAGCUCCGGCGCUGCUUCGCUCGACCAGUCCAGCCUUUUCUGCGACGAACUUGAGGACAUGCACGACAUUGAGUCGGUUGAGGACGACUGCUGCUCCGAUAGCGAGGCCCGCCCCAGCAAGAGGGCAAGGCACGCACGCAAGUCCACCAUGGACGUCGCUGCCGACAACCAGACCGCCAGCACCGAGAAGCAGGCCCCGGUCAGCGAACACACCCAGCAGGCAGCCAGCGCCGAGGCUGAAAGCAACAACACCGAGUCCAACGCGACCACCGAAUCCUCGGUCGAGGCUGGCGAGCAGGCGUCGACGCCGCUCCCGGUGCCCACCAACCGCCGCGGCCGCAAGCAGUCCUUGACCGAAGACCCUUCCAAGACCUUCAAGUGUGACAUUUGCAACCGUCGUUUCCGCCGCCAGGAGCACCUCAAGCGUCACCACCGGUCUUUGCACACUCAGGACAAGCCUUUCGAGUGCGGCGAGUGUGGCAAGAAGUUUUCUCGUUCCGACAAUCUGUCUCAGCAUGCCCGUACCCAUGGCUCUGGCUCGCUUGUCAUGGACUUGAUCAACGACCCCGAACUGAUGGGCAUGCACCACCCCGGUUUCAUCCAUCAUCCGAUGAUGGGUCCAGCCCUCACCAGCGAGGACUGCCACACUUUUGGCAAGGUCCUCUUCCAGGUUGCUUCCGAGGUUCCAGGCAGCGGCAGCGAGUCAUCGGACGACAGCGAUGUCAACAAGAAGAAGCGGAGGAGAGGCGAGUGA
Neurospora hispaniola is the source of this 1728-nucleotide messenger RNA. RefSeq lists its product as uncharacterized. Lineage: Eukaryota; Fungi; Ascomycota; Sordariomycetes; Sordariales; Sordariaceae. The record is from RefSeq and is a predicted model, not a curated record. Gene Ontology annotation, biological process: regulation of transcription by RNA polymerase II. Gene Ontology annotation, molecular function: DNA-binding transcription factor activity, RNA polymerase II-specific; RNA polymerase II cis-regulatory region sequence-specific DNA binding. Bases 1 to 1728 code for a protein of 575 amino acids. Gene Ontology annotation, cellular component: PcG protein complex; transcription regulator complex; chromatin. The transcript is spliced from 2 exons.